AUGAAAGCUAAUACAAAUGCGACAAAGGAUGCUGAUUCCUUUUCUUUAUGGUCUCAAUGGUUCUCUUGUUUCAUUCCCACAACAUUGGCUGGUGCAAUAUUGUUUCUAAUCGCCACCACAAUUGUACUUUCUCUCAUUCCUGUAUAUCUUUCAACUAGAGCUGUACCAGCAAGAGAUAUUUACAGUUCGGUAAUAGGCUUGAAAUACGGCAUUCCAAGAACUCUUAUCUCAGAUCUCAGUGAAAACACAAUGGAACUACAGUUAGGAAGUAUGAAGAAUGAUCGAGUCAAAAUUCUUGAAGCUAUUCUUCAAAAGAAAUUUCUAACGAGUCAAAAAUUUCAGACUCUUCGUGUCAAUCUCAACCAGGCAAGUGUUCAAUCAACGAGUAUCAGUGGCAAUAGCCAAAUAGUGUCUAACAAACAAUUAUUCCGUGCUCGUCGUCUUGCUAGUGGAGAGAAUAUCAUCAUCUAUCAAGGACGCGAGAAUUCUACUACACUCGAUCAAUUACAGAUAUCGUUUCAAUUAGUACGUCGAGGAACUUUGACAAAGAGUUUGACAUCGAGCGCUCUGAUAAACAUAUUUGACCGGAUUGAGUUCAAUACUACAACAUUUCUUUCACUGUUCGGUACUGAAUUAGAAGCCACGGAAUUAUUAUCACUCGCAAUUAACUAUCACGUGAAGGACAAUCAGAUUAUCAAACUUAACGGUGUUAACAUUUUCGGUGAAAAAGAUUAUACUGGAAAUGUUCAAAGUAUAUAUGCCAUUCAAACAGACAACGUUAUUUACACAAUACUAGAUCGGAAAAUCAUUCGAAUACAAUCCAUGAUUGAAGCCCUGGUCUUUGAUUACGAUAAUCUCGUAAACCAAUACAAAGCGGUAUUUAUAUCACAGGAUAGUUCAUAUGUAAUCCCAACUGUUUACGAAACGCCCAAUAUAACAUUUACAACAUCAUUAUUCGAUUUUCCAAUGAAUGAAACGGUCCCAGAUAUUUUUACUGGUGUUCUCGUAGAAUUGAGCAAUAGGGUCAGCGGACGAUGGAUCACCGAUGCUACUCUUGUGAUGAACUAUUUCGAUACGGAAGAUGGCAAUAAAAGUGUGGUUAUGUUGACUAUGGGUGAUGGACGAUAUUAUGCACCUAUCCCGACUAACGACGAAUUAUUCGACAAAUAUUUUGAUCCAAAGAAGUUGUUUACAACGACAGCUCUUCAAAGUGGCUCGUGUUUACAAUUAUUUUUAGCUUAUCCAAUUGCUGAUAUCUGCUCACAAGUCCCAGAUACUGGUAAAUCAUUUUGCACGCAAAUUGUUCAAGAAAUGACCACGGUUAUUCCACAUGUUUUACGUGUAAUAUCACAACGAACGUCAUCAUAUCAAUGGCAUGCUCGAGUAUUUGGUCAACCAAGCAAUUUUGUGGCUGAUAUUUUUCUUCCAGGUCAAGAAUUCGUAAGCAUUCCUUUGAAUACAAAUAAUCGAAUCAAUACUGUAUCGAAUGCUCGAAUAACUCGAAAUACUGAUAGUGCUAAUGCAGAUAAUCCAAAUCCCAAAACGCUCAAUAAAUUUGCUGCUCAAGCAGGUGGUAGUCGAGGGCAGUGUAACGAGCAAACCAUAUCUGGAAGUAACACGCCUGAUAAUAGAAUAAUUGAUAUUGGUAAAUCAAGGACGACUGUGAAGAUUUCCUACCAAACGUACACGGUUAAAGAUCAGAUCGAUGUUUAUUACAAGAAUCAACUAAUCUUUUCAACUGGUUGUAUUGGCACCAAUGGAGAUACUACUCUGUCUCUAAAUGAUAAUCAAAGUACAUUGAAAGUCCACGUGAUUCCUAAUUGUGCUGGUGAUACACAAACUCAAUGGUAUUACUCAAUUCAAUGUCCGAAGGAAUUAAUAUGUGAAGAUAAUAUCUGCUAUUGUGGAUUGAAUCGUGAAAAACCUCAGCAAAUCGUACUACCUGCACACAACGGCUGUGGAGGAGAUGGUGGUGGAGUUUUAAACACAUUUAUUGAUGCAGGAGGUGGAACAUGGGGAUUUAGAAAUGCCUGUAAUACCCACGAUGAAUGCUAUGACACAUGCGGUAUACGCAAAAGCAAGUGCGAUGAUGAUUUUUUUCAAAAUAUGCGGAAGGUUUGCGAUACAUAUUAUAACUUCUUUUUCCCUCAAAAAUAUAUGGAUUGUGUAAAAUGGGCGUCUGGAUAUUAUUCAGCGGUAAAUAAGCGUGGUACACAAUUCUUUCUUUCAGCUCAAAAGAGCAAAUGCACGUGCACUGCCAAUUGA
Adineta ricciae is the source of this 2265-nucleotide messenger RNA. The record is from the annotation of a GenBank genome assembly. Lineage: Eukaryota; Metazoa; Rotifera; Eurotatoria; Adinetida; Adinetidae.